Messenger RNA from Knipowitschia caucasica, 7068 nucleotides. NCBI's taxonomy places the organism in Eukaryota, Metazoa, Chordata, Actinopteri, Gobiiformes, Gobiidae. The record is from the annotation of a GenBank genome assembly.
AUGUUGCUAAGACUGAGAAAGACAGGAGAAAGUCAGAGGAGGAGAAAGACAGGAGAAAGUCAGAGGAGGAAAAAGACAGGAGGAGAAAAACAGGAGGAAAAAGACAGAGGAGGAGAAAGACAGGAAAAGAAAGACAGAGGAGGAGAAAGACAGGAGGAGAAAGACAGAGAAAGAAAGGAGGAGAAAGACAGGAGGAGAAAGACAGAGAAAGAAAGGAGGAGAAAGACAGGAGGAGAAAGUCAGAGGAGGAGAAAGACAGAGGAGAAAGACAGGAGGAGAAAGACAGGAGGAGAAAGUCAGAGGAGGAGAAAGACAGGAGAAAGACAGGAGGAGAAAGACAGGAGGAGAAAGUCAGAGGAGGAGAAAGACAGGAGGAGAAAGACAGAAGAGAAAGUCAGAGGAGGAGAAAGACAGAAGAGAAAGUCAGAGGAGGAGAAAGACAGAAGAGAAAGACAGAGGAGGAGAAAGACAGGAAAAGAAAGACAGAGGAGGAGAAAGACAGAAGAGAAAGACAGAGGAGGAGAAAGACAGGAAAAGAAAGACAGAGGAGGAGAAAGACAGAGAAAGACAGGAGGAGAAAGACAGAGGAGGAGAAAGACAGAGGAGGAGAAAGACAGAGAAAGAAAGGAGGAGAAAGACAGGAGGAGAAAGUCAGAGGAGGAGAAAGACAGAGGAGAAAGACAGGAGGAGAAAGACAGGAGGAGAAAGUCAGAGGAGGAGAAAGACAGGAGAAAGACAGGAAAAGAAAGACAGAGGAGGAGAAAGACAGGAGGAGAAAGACAGAGAAAGAAAGGAGGAGAAAGACAGGAGGAGAAAGUCAGAGGAGGAGAAAGACAGAGGAGAAAGACAGGAGGAGAAAGACAGGAGGAGAAAGUCAGAGGAGGAGAAAGACAGGAGAAAGACAGGAGGAGAAAGACAGGAGGAGAAAGUCAGAGGAGGAGAAAGACAGGAGGAGAAAGACAGAAGAGAAAGUCAGAGGAGGAGAAAGACAGAAGAGAAAGUCAGAGGAGGAGAAAGACAGAAGAGAAAGACAGAGGAGGAGAAAGACAGGAAAAGAAAGACAGAGGAGGAGAAAGACAGAAGAGAAAGACAGAGGAGGAGAAAGACAGGAAAAGAAAGACAGAGGAGGAGAAAGACAGAGAAAGACAGGAGGAGAAAGACAGAGGAGGAGAAAGACAGAGGAGGAGAAAGACAGAGAAAGACAGGAGAAGAAAGACAGGAGGAGAAAGACAGAGGAGGAGAAAGACAGGAGAAAGACAGGAGGAGAAAGACAGGAGGAGAAAGACAGGAGGAGAAAGACAGGAGGAGAAAGACAGGAGGAGAAAGUCAGAGGAGAAAGACAGGAGGAGAAAGACAGGAGGAGAAAGUCAGAGGAGGAGAAAGACAGGAGGAGAAAGUCAGAGGAGGAGAAAGUCAGAGGAGGAGAAAGACAGAAGAGAAAGACAGGAGGAGAAAGACAGGAGAAAGACAGAGAAAGACAGGAGGAGAAAGACAGAGGAGAAAGACAGGAGGAGAAAGUCAGAGGAGGAGAAAGACAGGAGGAGAAAGACAGAGGAGGAGAAAGACAGAGGAGAGACAGGAGGAGAAAGACAGGAGGAGAAAGACAGGAGGAGAAAGACAGAGGAGGAGAAAGACAGGAGAAAGACAGAGGAGGAGAAAGACAGAGGAGGAGAAAGACAGAGGAGGAGAAAGACAGGAGGAGAAAGACAGGAGAAAGACAGGAGGAGAAAGACAGGAGGAGAAAGUCAGAGGAGGAGGAAGACAGAGGAGGAGAAAGUCAGAGGAGAAAGACAGGAGGAGAAAGACAGGAGGAGAAAGUCAGAGGAGGAGAAAGACAGGAGGAGAAAGACAGGAGGAGAAAGUCAGAGGAGGAGAAAGUCAGAGGAGGAGAAAGACAGAGGAGGAGAAAGACAGAGGAGAAAGACAGAGAAAGACAGGAGGAUAAAGACAGAGGAGGAGAAAGACAGGAGGAGAAAGUCAGAGGAGGAGAAAGACAGGAGGAGAAAGUCAGAGGAGGAGAAAGUCAGAGGAGGAGAAAGACAGAGGAGGAGAAAGACAGAAAGACAGGAGGAGAAAGACAGAGGAGGAGAAAGACAGGAGGAGAAAGACAGAGGAGGAGAAAGACAGAGGAGGAGAAAGACAGAGGAGGAGAAAGACAGAGGAGGAGAAAGACAGGAGGAGAAAGUCAGAGGAGGAGAAAGUCAGAGGAGGAGAAAGUCAGAGGAGGAGAAAGACAGGAGGAGAAAGUCAGAGGAGGAGAAAGACAGGAGGAGAAACUCAGAGGAGGAGAAAGACAGGAGGAGAAAGACGGAGGAGGAGAAAGACAGGAGGAGAAAGACAGGAGGAGAAAGACAGGAGGAGAAAGUCAGAGGAGGAAAAAGACAGGAGGAGAAAGACAGAGGAGGAGAAAGUCAGAGGAGGAGAAAGACAGGAGGAGAAAGACAGAGGAGAAAGACAGAGGAGAAAGACAGGAGGAGAAAGACAGGAGGAGAAAGACAGAGGAGGAGAAAGACAGAGGAGGAGAAAGUCAGAGGUGGAGAAAGACAGGAGGAGAAAGACAGAGGAGGAGAAAGACAGGAGGAGAAAGUCAGAGGACGAGAAAGACAGAGGAGAAAGUCAGAGGAGAAGAAAGACAGGAGGAGAAAGACAGAGGAGAAAGACAGGAGGAGAAAGACAGAGGAGAAAGACAGAGGAGGAGAAAGUCAGAGGAGGAGAAAGUCAGAGGAGGAGAAAGACAGGAGGAGAAAGACAGAGGAGGAGAAAGACAGAGGAGGAGAAAGACAGGAGGAGAAAGUCAGAGGACGAGAAAGACAGAGGAGAAAGACAGAGGAGGAGAAAAACAGAGGAGGAGAAAGACAGGAGAAAGACAGGAGGAGAAAGACAGGAGAAAGACAGGAGAAAGACAGGAGGAGAAAGACAGAGGAGAAAGACAGAGGAGGAGAAAGACAGGAGGAGAAAGACAGAGAAAGACAGGAGGAUAAAGACAGAGGAGGAGAAAAGGAGGAGAAAGUCAGAGGAGGAGAAAGACAGGAGGAGAAAGACAGAGGAGGAGAAAGACAGGAGGAGAAAGUCAGAGGACGAGAAAGACAGAGGAGAAAGUCAGAGGAGGAGAAAGACAGGAGGAGAAGAGACAGAGGAGAAAGACAGGAGGAGAAAGACAGAGGAGAAAGACAGGAGGAGAAAGACAGGAGGAGAAAGACAGAGGAGGAGAAAGACAGGAGAAAGACAGGAGGAGAAAGACAGGAGAAAGACAGGAGGAGAAAGACAGAGGAGGAGAAAGACAGGAGGAGAAAGACAGGAGAAAGACAGGAGGAGAAAGACAGGAGAAAGACAGGAGAAAGACAGGAGGAGAAAGACAGGAGAAAGACAGGAGAAAGACAGGAGAAAGACAGGAGAAAGACAGGAGGAGAAAGACAGAGGAGGAGAAAGACAGGAGAGAAAGACAGGAGAAAGACAGGAGGAGAAAGACAGGAGAAAGACAGGAGAGAAGACAGGAGGAGAAAGACAGGAGAAAGACAGGAGAAAGACAGGAGAGAAAGACAGGAGAGAAAGACAGGAGGAGAAAGACAGAGGAGAAAGACAGAGGAGAAAGACAGAGGAGGAGAAAGACAGGAGGAGAAAGACAGAGGAGGAGAAAGACAGGAGGAGAAAGUCAGAGGAGGUGAAAGACAGGAGAAAGUCAGAGGAGGAGAAAGACAUCGGAGUCUAAAGACAGAGGAGGAGAAAGGACAUCGGAGUCUAACGACAGAGGAGGAGAAAGACAGGAGGAGAAAGACAGGAGAAAGACAGGAGGAGAAAGACAGAGGAGGAGAAAGACAGGAGGAGAAAGACAGGAGGAGAAAGACAGGAGAAAGACAGGAGGAGAAAGACAGGAGAAAGACAGGAGGAGAAAGACAGAGGAGAAAGACAGGAGGUCAAAGACAGGAGAAAGACAGGAGGAGAAAGACAGGAGGAGAAAGACAGAGGAGGAGAAAGACAGAGGAGGAGAAAGUCAGAGGAGGUGAAAGACAGGAGAAAAGGAGGAGAAAGACAGAGGAGAAAGACAGAGGAGGAGAAAGACAGGAGGAGAAAGACAGAAGAGAAAGACAGAGGAGGAGAAAGUCAGAGGAGGAGAAAAACAGGAGAAAGACAGGAGGAGAAAGACAGGAGAAAGAAAGGAGGAGAAAGACAGAGGAGAAAGACAGGAGGAGAAAGACAGAGGAGGAGAAAGACAGAGGAGAAAGACAGGAGGAGAGAGACAGAGGAGAAAGACAGGAGGAGAAAGACAGAGGAGAAAGACAGGAGGAGAAAGACAGGAGGAGAAAGACAGAGGAGGAGAAAGUCAGAGGAGGAGAAAGACAGGAGGAGAAAGUCAGAGGACGAGAAAGACAGAGGAGAAAGUCAGAGGAGGAGAAAGACAGGAGGAGAAAGACAGAGGAGAAAGACAGGAGGAGAAAGACAGAGGAGAAAGACAGGAGGAGAAAGACAGGAGGUGAAAGACAGGAGAAAGACAGGAGGAGAAAGACAGAGGAGGAGAAAGACAGGAGGAGAAAGACAGAGGACUUUGAUAACACGUUGUGUUCUACGGAGAAAGACAGGAGGAGAAAGACAGAGGAGGAGAAAGACAGGAGAAAGACAGGAGGAGAAAGACAGGAGAAAGACAGGAGAAAGACAGGAGGUGAAAGACAGGAGAAAGACAGGAGGAGAAAGACAGGAGGAGAAAGACAGGAGGAGAAAGACAGAGGAGGAGAAAGACAGGAGGAGAAAGACAGAGGAGGAGAAAGACAGGAGGAGAAAGUCAGAGGAGGUGAAAGACAGGAGAAAGUCAGAGGAGGAGAAAGACAUCGGAGUCUAAAGACAGAGGAGGAGAAAGACAGAGGAGGAGAAAGACAUCGGAGUCUAAAGACAGAGGAGAAAGACAGGAGGAGAAAGACAGAGGAGGAGAAAGACAGGAAAAAGACAGGAGGAGAAAGUCAGAGGAGGAGAAAGACAGAGGGGAAAAGACAGAGAGAAAGACAGAGAAAGACAGGAGGAGAAAGUCAGAGGAGGAGAAAGACAGAGGAGGAGAAAGACAGAGGAGGAGAAAGACAGAGGAGGAGAAAGACAGAGGAGGAGAAAGACAGAGGAGGAGAAAGACAGAGGGGGAGAAAGACAGGAGAAAGACAGGAGGAGAAAGACAGGAGGAGAAAGACAGAGGAGAAAGACAGAGGAGGAGAAAGACAGGAGGAGAAAGACAGAGGAGGAGAAAGACAGGAGGAGAAAGACAGAGGAGAAAGACAGGAGGAGAAAGACAGGAGGAGAAAGUCAGAGGAGGAGAAAGACAGGAGAAAGACAGGAGAAAGACAGGAGGAGAAAGACAGAGGAGAAAGACAGGAGGAGAAAGACAGAGGAGGAGAAAGACAGAGGAGGAGAAAGACAGAGGAGAAAGACAGGAGGAGAAAGACAGAGGAGAAAGACAGGAGGAGAGAGACAGGAGAAAGACAGGAGGAGAAAGACAGAGGAGGAGAAAGUCAGAGGAGGAGAAAGACAGAGGAGGAGAAAGACAGGAGGAGAAAGACAGAGGAGGAGAAAGACAGAGGAGAAAGACAGGAGGAGAAAGACAGAGGAGAAAGACAGGAGAAAGUCAGAGGACGAGAAAGACAGGAGAAAGUCAGAGGACGAGAAAGACAGGAGAAAGAGGAGAAAGACAGAAGAGAAAGACAGGAGGAGAAAGACAGGAGGAGAAAGACAGAGGAGGAGAAAGUCAGAGGAGGAGAAAGACAGGAGAAAGACAGGAGGAGAAAGACAGAGGAGAAAGACAGGAGGAGAAAGACAGAGGAGAAAGACAGGAGGAGAAAGAGGAGGAGAAAGUCAGAGGAGGAGAAAGACAGGAGGAGAAAGUCAGAGGACGAGAAAGACAGAGGAGAAAGUCAGAGGACGAGAAAGACAUCGGAGUCUAAAGACAGAGGAGGAGAAAGACAGAGGAGGAGAAAGACAGAGGAGGAGAAAGUCAGAGGAGGAGAAAGUCAGAGGAGGAGAAAGUCAGAGGAGGAGAAAGACAGGAGGAGAAAGACAGAGGAGGAGAAAGACAGAGGAGGAGAAAGACAGAGGAGGAGAAAGACAGGACGAGAAAGACAGAGGAGGAGAAAGACAGGAGGAGAAAGACAUCGGAGUCUAAAGACAGAGGAGAAAGACAGGAGAAAGACAGAGGAGGAGAAAGACAGAGGAGGAGAAAGACAGAGGAGGAGAAAGACAGGAGGAGAAAGACAGGAGGAGAAAGACAGAGGAGGAGAAAGUCAGAGGAGGAGAAAGUCAGAGGAGGAGAAAGACAGAGGAGGAGAAAGACAGGAGGAGAAAGACGGAGGAGGAGAAAUUCAGAGGAGGAGAAAGUCAGAGGAGGAGAAAGACAGGAGGAGAAAGACAGGAGGAGAAAGACAAGAGGAGAAAGACAGGAGGAGAAAGACAGGAGGAGAAAGACAGAGGAGGAGAAAGACGGAGGAGGAGAAAGACGGAGGAGGAGAAAGACGGAGGAGGAGAAAGACAUCGGAGUCUAAAGACAGAGGAGGAGAAAGACAGAGGAGGAGAAAGACAGAGGAGGAGAAAGACAGAGGAGGAGAAAGACAUCGGAGUCUAAAGACAGAGGAGGAGAAAGACGGAGGAGGAGAAAGACAGGAGGAGGAGAAAGACGGAGGAGGAGAAAGACAGGAGGAGGAGAAAGACAGGAGGAGGAGAAAGACGGAGGAGGAGAAAGACAGGAGGAGGAGAAAGACGGAGGAGAAAGACAGAGGAGGAGAAAGACGGAGGAGAAAGACAUCGGAGUCUAAAGACAGAGGAGGAGAAAGACAGAGGAGGAGAAAGACAGGAGGAGAAAGUCAGAGGACGAGAAAGACAGGAGGAGAAAGACAUCGGAGUCUAAAGACAGAGGAGAAAGACAGGAGGAGAAAGACAGAGGAGGAGAAAGACAGAGGAGGAGAAAGACAGGAGAAAGACAGGAGGAGAAAGACAGGAGGAGAAAAGACAUCGGAGUCUAAAGACAGAGGAGAAAGACAGGAGAAAGACAGGAGAAAGACAGAGGAGGAGAAAGACAGGAGGAGAAAGACAGGAGUCUAA